Messenger RNA from Gadus morhua (Atlantic cod), 1620 nucleotides. RefSeq names its product cold inducible RNA binding protein a (gene cirbpa). Gene Ontology annotation, molecular function: RNA binding. The transcript has 7 exons. Bases 132 to 734 code for a protein of 200 amino acids. Lineage: Eukaryota; Metazoa; Chordata; Actinopteri; Gadiformes; Gadidae. The record is from RefSeq and is a predicted model, not a curated record.
UGCCCCGCCCCUCAGCUCAUUUAAAUAACUCGCUAGUCCUCAAAAGAGAGCGCUCUGACGUUGCCUCCUCACUUCGUCCGCCCGGUGCCCCUGCAAGCUUCUCUUCGUUACGCCCACACAACAAACUAAAGAUGAAUGACGAAGGCAAACUUUUCAUCGGAGGCCUCAGCUUCGACACCAAUGAGGAGUCCUUAAUGGCGGCUUUCGCCAAGUAUGGAAACAUCGCUAAAGUUGAUGUUAUCCGUGACAAAGACACUGGGAGGUCUCGCGGAUUUGGCUUUGUCAAGUUUGAUAAUGCAGAUGAGGCCAAGGAUGCUUUGGAGGGAAUGAACGGAAAGAGCUUGGAUGGACGGUCUAUUCGCGUGGAUGAAGCAGGCAGAGGCAGAUCCGGCGGUUCCAGGGGCGGCUCCAGAGGCAACUUUGGUGGUGGCGGAGGUGGAUUCGGCGGAAGGGGUAGAGGUGGCGGUGGCGGCUAUGGCGAGAGAAGCUACGGCGGCGACAGGAGCUACAACAGCGAUAGGAGUUACGGUAGUGGAGAGAGGAGCUACGGUAGCGGCGGCGGCGGUGGAAGUGGAGGUGGAUACAGGAGUGGUGGUGGCGGCGGAUAUGGCAGCAGCGGUGGAAGCGGAGGCGGCGGUGGAUACAGGGACAACAGGGGCCAGGGAAGCUAUGGUGACCGCGCCAGCUCAGGAUCCUACAGAGACCAAUAUGACAGCUAUGCUGCACACGACUAAAAAUCCCUGACUCAAGAUCAUCACUUGGCUGGCUGUAUUUAAAAGAUGCGCUCCUCAAGAAAAUGUCCACGUGUUAUUGGUGACCUUAUUUUUAUAGUAUGUUCUGUUGUAGCAGCUUAAGCAUCUUUAAAUGUAGCCAUAACGUUUGGCCGUUCAUUCACAAAACCAUGUUUAAAGUUACUUUAAGAUGUUCCUGGGUUGAGGGGGCGUCUUAUUAAUAUCUUGCUAUAAAUUGUCUGAUUUGAAUGGUGCUGUCGACUGAUUUUUCCAACAUCUAUUCACUUGGCUCUCUCCUGAUACACUCAGCCUUGUUCUGGCACAGAACUGAGCUUUUUUUAUUCCCUGAAACAUUGGAGCGUCCGAUGGGGCUUCUUUACCUUACGUUGUAGUUCUCCUUCAGUUUGACUAUGACCUACCUCCUGCCAAGUUCUAAACUGAGCGGACAGAGACAGCCGUGCUCCUAAACAUUUUUCGGGGGGGGAUUUUGUACAUGCAUUCCUUAGUGCUACUAGAGCAAUUCCACAUCCUUAAGUGUUUAUUUUAAUUUAAUUUUUUGCUGAGGGGCCCCUGUACUAUCAGUUUCUUCCCAAGAAAAUUCAUUUUCAGAAAGUAUUCCACACACAGAGGGGCAGACUGUUCAUAGUGUUGCAAAAUGCAGCACGUUGCAGUCCGUCCAAAAUUUCGAUUUUCUUUGUUCUGCUCUCAACGCCUGCAUUUUAAAUGUGCUGUAAAAUGGACUGAACAUGUAUAGGUGAACAUCAAUGUAACUCGUCGCCCCAGUAAAUAACAGCCGGGAUCAGUUUUGUACUUUGCUAUUUGUAUCAACGAUUUUUUUUUUCUGUCAAUUUGGUUUCAUGGAGCCUAUUAAACGAUUUAUGAAAAAAUA